This is a messenger RNA of Dunckerocampus dactyliophorus (ringed pipefish), 3325 nucleotides long. RefSeq names its product serine/threonine kinase receptor associated protein (gene strap). NCBI's taxonomy places the organism in Eukaryota, Metazoa, Chordata, Actinopteri, Syngnathiformes, Syngnathidae. The transcript is spliced from 9 exons. The record is from RefSeq and is a predicted model, not a curated record. Gene Ontology annotation, cellular component: SMN complex. Bases 331 to 1320 code for a protein of 329 amino acids. Gene Ontology annotation, molecular function: RNA binding; protein binding. Gene Ontology annotation, biological process: spliceosomal snRNP assembly.
CCUGCUGUGGCUAGCGGAUCACUGGGUAUAUCACUCCCGCAGCAGUUACAACACAUCGCACGUUGCUAGUUAGUUGCUAUGUUGUAGCUAUUAGCACGGUUGCCAUUCCUUUGCUGGGGAGGGAGACCCGCCGUUUAAAGUUAAACAAAAAAUAGGCUGUUCAUUUUCAACGGUUUAUACACCAAAUCAACUGCUAUACAACGGAUACCGCCGAGCAAACUUCGAGUGAGCUUUCCAUUCGUCGUUAGCUUAGCAACUAGCUAGCAGCUCGAGUGCUACCCGGCUCUUCGUCCUCGGAGUGCGAACCGUCACCUGGCCCGCUGGAGCACCAUGGCAAUGAGACAGACUCCACUUACCUGCUCUGGUCACACCCGGCCUGUGGUGGACUUGGCCUUUAGUGGAAUCACCCCCUAUGGAUACUUCCUCAUUAGCGCCUGCAAAGAUGGCAAGCCCAUGUUGCGCCAGGGAGACACAGGGGACUGGAUUGGAACGUUUCUGGGUCACAAAGGCGCUGUCUGGGGAGCCACUCUGAACACAGACGCCACCAAGGCAGCCACUGCCGCAGCCGACUUCUCUGCCAAAGUGUGGGAUGCAGUGAGUGGCGAUGAAGUCCUCACACUGGCACAUAAACACAUUGUCAAGACUGUCACCUUUACUCAGGACAGCAACUGCCUGUUGACUGGGGGCAACGACAAGCUCCUGCGUAUCUAUGAUCUCAGCAGCCCUGAUGCAGCGCCACAGGAGAUUGCAGGUCAUACCUCAGCCAUCAAGAAGGCCUUGUGGUCUAACGAUGACAGACAGAUCAUCUCGGCCGCAGAGGAUAAAACCAUACGGCUCUGGGACAGGAGCUCAAUGGAGGUGGUGAAGACGCUGGCCUUUGACGCGUCCGUGAGCAGCAUGGAGUAUGUGGCUGACGGCGAGAUCCUUGUGAUCACGUACGGCAAGACGAUCGCUUUCUACAACGCUCUCAGCCUGGACCUGAUCAAGGCUGUGGAGGCCCCAGCUCCCAUCAACUCGGCGUCCCUUCACCCAGAAAAGGACUUUUUUGUUGCUGGUGGCGAGGACUUCAAGCUCUAUAAGUUUGACUACAGCACCAAGGAAGAGCUGGAAUCCUACAAGGGUCACUUUGGUCCUGUGCAUUGUGUCCGCUUCAGCCCGGAUGGCGAGCUGUACGCCAGCGGAUCAGAGGACGGCACUCUUCGUCUGUGGCAGACGGCAGUGGGGAAAACCUAUGGCCUCUGGAAAUGUGUUCUUCCUGAGGACCUCGGGGCAGAGAACACAGAGCAGCUCUAUACAACACCUCCUGAGAUAAAAGUCUAAAGCAAAAAAAUGAUGAAAAAUGAUUUGGAAAAUGCACAGAAGAGGCUGCAAAAAACAGAAGGAACGGUGGUCCGGGUUGUGGUAUCAGGCCCCAGCAAGGAGCAGAGUCAAGAGCAUCUCCGUCUGUCAGGAACUAAUAUGGAAAUUAUGGCUGACUUGUUGGUCAUAGACAACACACACACACACACACACACGGUUUAUGCAGGCAUGUGGCGAAUGAGGGCUACAGAGUAAAGCAGUAGAGCUUAUUGGGUGUGUUUUGUUCAUGGCUGCCUGCUUUCUGUCUGAUCAGCCGAGUUGUGUAUGUCUGCUUAAAUGUUUGUACUUUUAGUUUUGGUUUCAUCGUAUUUCAUAAUGAGCUGGACAUUUUUGUUUUCAGCUCAUCGUCACAGUAUCGGAGCUACUUGCAAACUCUGAUGAACUUUGGUUUAUUUGCUUUGAGAGUUUGCUGUAGCUGCAGGCCUUCUGAAAAAAAGUUAAUUGUACGAGUAAAAUAAUGUUUUGUGACAAAAUGGAAAGGGAAAGAAAAAUGUCACUUUUUUUCCUUUUUGGUUUGAUAAUUAUUAUCAUCCAGUGGUUAAAUAAACAAAUGUGUUACUGUUACUUAUUUCAAGGUAAUGCACAAAAUGGCAGUGUGGAUUUAUUUCAUUUUGUGAAUACAAUAGCAAUGUGGGGGGGAAAAAUAGCACUUUUAUCCCCUCUAAGAAGCAAAGACAGUAUUUUACUUGUUUUACACUCAACUACAGGAGUCACAAGAUUAAAACGUGACGAGAUUUCGCCAUAAAUCACACAAAUGAAAUAUGAUCAUUUUGCCGGCCUCGAUAUAUUGCCACAUUCAUGUGUGUGUUUUUCCUCUUCUCUUGCCUCAGAAAGAAGGUUCACUCUGCUUGUUUUCAGCGUUUGCUCCAUGAAACAAAUUAAGUUUGAACAAGCGUACACAUAGUAUAAGACCGUUUGGUGAGGGCAGUGCAAGGUAAUAUACAGGUAAGCCCAUCAACACGGACGAGCCAGUGUGCUGAAUUUGUCAGAAAGUGGUGGCAACAAAAACGCAAUGCAAACUUCCCCACCGAAAACAUAACCCAUUUUUCCCAUCGAGGAAUAAAACACACGUAGAUGCAGAGCCUUUGUCCCAACAGUAAACACUCACUGAGAUGCUUGGUCUACAAAGUAAAUACUAACGGUGCAAAAUAGUGUGAACUCAGAGAAAGUGUCCUCUCAAAAGAAAUGCUCUUUAAUACGCUUGAAAAGCCAGCAUUCCUUUGACAGACAGCGCAAAUCAGCGGUGAGAAAAUGCAUGUCACAAAUGCCAAUUCCACAACUUUUCAACAGUGAAAGAUGACAUUAAAGGAAAUACUGCAUUAUUGUGAGCUAUAGUAUGUAUACAGUACAGGCCAAAGGUUUGGACACAUACAACUGAUGGUGCCAUCCCCAUUAAUAAGGCAAGAAAUUCCACUAAGUAACCCUGACAAGGCACACCUGGGAAGUGUAAACCAUUUCAGGUGACUACCUCAUGACGAUCAUUGAGAGACACCAAGUUUGCAGCGCUAUCCAAAAAAAUGUAUAAAAACAUAAAAUAUGAGACACAGCGUUAUGUCACACUUUUUUUGUUAAGUACAUAAUUCCACAUGUGUUCAUUCAGAGUUUUGAGAAUCUAGAAUGUAAAUAUUCAUGAACAUAAAACACAUUCAAGGAGACGGCGUGUCCAAAUUUUUGUCCUGUACUGAAUAUAAAUUAUAACAAACGGGACAAACGUUUCAAAAUGCACUUGCAUUGUUUUGUGGCUGAGUUCAAUUAAAAAGCCUGUGUAUUUUUACAUUAUACAGUACUUAUUAAAAAAAAUAAUGUUAAAAUCUCGUCUGGUCUCAUUCUCGUUCACCCUAUCUCGUGUGUCGUGAGCCGGGCGUCCCGUUACACCCCUUCUCACAACUUGGCUUUUAAAUGUGAAGCUCAACCAAGACAGCCUUACUACCAAAUUGAACAAAAUGACCAAAUCUUACUACCAAGA